This is a messenger RNA of Lycium ferocissimum, 566 nucleotides long. RefSeq lists its product as uncharacterized. Gene Ontology annotation, molecular function: glutamine synthetase activity. The transcript has 3 exons. NCBI's taxonomy places the organism in Eukaryota, Viridiplantae, Streptophyta, Magnoliopsida, Solanales, Solanaceae. The record is from RefSeq and is a predicted model, not a curated record. Bases 6 to 440 code for a protein of 144 amino acids.
GGUUAAUGUCUAAGUCGCGGAAUUCAUCAUUCAUUUGCUGGGGUUUAGAAUGCAAAGAGUUAACUGUAAGAGCUUGUUGCCCUCCUGGAGCUCCAGAUGGCGUAAUAACCAAUUUUGAAAUUAAAACAUUUGAUGGAUCUGCAAACCCACACCUGGGUCUUGCUUCUAUAAUUAUUACUGGCAUCGAUGGAUUGCGAAGAAAAUUACCAAUUCCAGAACCAAUAGAGCCAGAGUCUUAUGUCUUCGAUUGGAACAACGAUGAUAUAAAAGUACCAGGGUCCCUUAGAUGCUCUAUUAUCCAUAUGGAUUCAAAUGAAUGGUUUAAAGACAUGUUGGGUGAGAAAUAUAUGCUCACGAGAGGAGGAGUUGUCGGCGAUGAGAUCGGACACAACCUAUGUGGUGGAGAGGAAAAAUAUGCGCACAUUGUAUUCAAUUAUUAGGUUUUGGCGUAUGUAUCUAUCUGUAUGAUCACGGGUAUUUAUUGAUUUGAUUUUCUUUGUUGUAUCCUAUUUCUCGCCUGCUCAUCUCAUGGACUAGUUUGAUUAAGCAUGACAGUAAUUUUACAG